This is a messenger RNA of Dichotomopilus funicola, 4728 nucleotides long. Its product is annotated as CHAT domain-containing protein. The record is from RefSeq and is a predicted model, not a curated record. NCBI's taxonomy places the organism in Eukaryota, Fungi, Ascomycota, Sordariomycetes, Sordariales, Chaetomiaceae. The transcript has a single exon. The coding region runs from base 1 to 4728 and encodes 1575 amino acids. Gene Ontology annotation, molecular function: protein binding.
AUGCUCGCUGCACUCUGGCAGCUGCCCCUUGGGUACUUGACGGCUGGCAUGGACUAUGCCCGAGCGGUGCUGUCUGGAGUGCAUACGACUUUAGCGCAGCUCAUUGUCCAGUAUACGGUCCCUCCAUCUCCUAUUCGUACCGUUGAUACAGUUCUCGACGCGAUUUACUCUCUCGAGCUGGACGAUACGAUCCCAGGCGACUGGGUGCAACAGCUAUCCCUUGACAGACUCUGGCUCAGUGAGCACUUACGGAACCCAGAGUUCACUUACUUCCUCUGUCAAGAGACAUACAAGAGAUACCGUCACGGAGGAAUGCCCCAAGACUUGCUCGCUGCGGUCUUCCUCGCCAGAGAGACGCUCCAGGUCUUCGGAGCUGAGCCUCCGUCUUCGUUCCAUCUCCCUUCGGCCCCUCCUGACCGUCACUCACGUGCGAUUAAUAGUGGGAACGAGCCGGAUCUGAAGGCAAAGGCGGCGAUCGUUUAUGCAGAUCUGACCGGGUGUCUCUUCGAGCGCGAAAAGAACCCUCGGAACUAUGCCAUCGCCAUUCGUUCCGCCGUCUACGCUGUCCGAGAAUCCGCCUCGGCGAGCGUGAAGGCCCUAGCCUUGGAUGUGCUGAGCAACAUCUACGAGCUCAAGUGGCAGAAGGACCACAUACUUGGCGAUCUCUCCGACAGCAUCGAGGCUUCCAAAUCGGCCCUAGAGCUCUGCGCUCGAGACAACGAACACUGGCCUGUCAUUGCUGACAACUACGCGGGCCAUCUGGAGCUACGUUUCAGCCAGACUCACGACCGGGACGACAUUGGCGCGGCGAUCGCGUUGAGCACACAGGUGUAUAAGCAAGCAGCGAGAGAUUAUGACCGCGCCAGGACGGCCGCAAACCUAGGUGCCAAAUUUCAGGCGCGGGCGAGACAAAGUGCGACCCCACGCGUAGAACGAGAGCAAGAUUUCGAUCGGAGCGUCGAUUUCGCCCGCAUUGCCUUUCAGUUGACGCCCCCGGGCCACCCAGAGCGAUGGCUGCGGCUCCGGAACUUGUCGGCUGCGGUUUUUGCCAGGGGUAAAUUUAGACAUCAUCAUCAGGACCUUGUAGACGCCAUAUUCCACGCUAGGGAAGCUCUUGCUGCUGUGCCACCCUUGUCAGCCGUACGCGAGCGGCUGAUCAUCCAUCUCGCCGACGUCCUGGAGCUGCACUACACAGAGACGGGGGAUCCGAGCAUGAGGGAUUUGGACGAGAUCAAUGAAUGUAUCCGCUGGACUAGGGAAGUUAAAAUUCUGUACCAGCACGAAGAUCACCGAGGGGACAGCGUCUACCAAAUCCGUCGCUGGAACUCGAUCUUGAGCUUACUCUCACGGCGCAUCUUCCUGAAGUACGAGCAGACACAAGACCCCGAAGAUGCUGGUGAAGCGAUGAGACUCGCAGAACUCAUGUUGGACAAGGAUGGCUCUCCACUUGGAAGCAACGCUAGGUUCCAAUGGCCUCCGCCUGGUCGUGCCGGCGAAGGCGCGGAACCGGGACCCGCUGUCGAUGAUGAUGAGCAUGAUGGCAGGCUGGACAUGAUGACGGGUGUCAGAGGUGGGGAAUUCCAUGAAGCGGAGUGUGCAGAAGAAGGCGGCGGCCGCUGCGGGCCGUUCGACCCUUUGCAGCCGGCCUUCCGUCAUCACCCACACGAUGACUCGUAUCUGGGCGACCCUCUCCUACUACCCUCAGAAAAGAUCCCGCCUAAUGCAGGUUAUGGGUACUGGCUAGAGAACCUGCCGCAUCGGACAGGCGCUGAGGCGCGACGGGGCGCGCAUUCCACCGUUGCCUUCUUCGCAGGUUUGGCGACUCUAUGGCGGAGAAUCCUGGGCCGACGCGGAGGGCGACUUGAUAUGCUCUGCGGGGCGACUGACUAUGUGUUCGACAGGGCGAGAGCCGACAGGGCGGAUGCCGGAAAGUGGUACGCUGAGCAAACACGAGAUCUCCUAAGAUACUUGGUUGACAGCAUCGAGACGGAAGACCAUGUCAACACGAUCUGGGGGUGGAUUUACAACAGUCCUGACGCUUCCCGGGCCCCGCUGCUGCGCCUAUUCGCCUCGCAACUCGCCCGGUACGGCAGCAACAAGCCAUCUCCGGAGUCGGUGACGGAGUUGAGAAUCCUGGCUUUGAAGAAGGCGGUCCAACUGAGUCCAUCCGGCACGGAGCCUUUGUUAAGGGCGCGAUGUCUAGCGGACCUAGCCGAUGCAUAUAGUGCCGCAUUCUCGCUAACCGGAACCCAGGAGUACUUCGAGACGGCGAGAGGACAUGCCAGGGAAGCCACCAGGCUAGGAUUUGUGGGCAGCGCCAUCAACAGAGACCCCAAAGUGUGCCUCCCCCUGAUCGCUCUCCUCCUGGACAGAUACUGGCUGGCGGGUUUCCUGGAUGACAUGCAACAGUCCAUCCAGCUGGUCACUGAAAGCGCCUUGUCGCUUAACAGCGCGGAUGAGACUUUUGCGGACGCGCUCCAGAUUCUGGCUGUUGCGCUGCAAGAGCGUUCUAGUCGGACCAAAGCGCGCCUGGACCUGGAAGAGGCCCUCCUCUUUGCGAGAACGGCGCUGAGCUCGGGCCGGUUGUCGAAACGGCUGCUGGUCACCCUUCUUAAUGUCAUCGCCGCCAUCUAUGCGGCCCAAUACCAGACAGGUAAGGAGGUCGACAUCUUGGACAGGCAGAUCCAGGCCGGAGAGAUGGCCUGCCGGGUGGUAGACCGCGGAGACACGCAGAUACGCCUGGCCUUCCACAACCUCUCACUCGGGUUCCGCGCACGAUUCCAGAACGCCCGAGAAAAGUCCUCGCACACCAGCGUCUUUGACAUCGAAAGAGCCGUUGCGACAGAAAUCCUGGCCAUCGCAUUCUCAGCCUCCCGGGUUGUCAACCGGGCCCGGCUUUGGAUGUCGUUGGGAAACACAUACAUGGCUCGAUACGACGCCUUUGGCGUACAGCGAGACAGAGCCGAUGCUGUGAGGGCGUACCUGCAGGCGGCUAGAGUCGCAAACGCGGGAAGCCCGCUCGUCCGAAUCACGGCGCUGACGACGGCGGCGCGGCUGCAGGCAUCCAUGGACAGGCCUGCCGACGCCCUGACGUCUUUUGAACGGGCCAUAGAGCUGUUCGCAACGCUGAGUGCACGCGGAAUGAGCCACGACAACAAGCAAUCUCUCCUGUCCGAUGUCGGCGGUGUUCCCAGUGAUGCGGCCGCCGCGGCGCUUCUUCUGCUGGGAACAAGUGGCGAUGGGCCGCUGUGGGCUGUCAAGCUGUUGGAGCAGGGACGGGGCCUCAUCAUUGGGACCAUUAUUGAGGAGAGAAGUGAGGCACGCCAGCUGCUGAGGAUCGAUCCGGUUCUUCACCGGCGCUUUCGCGAUCUCCAGCUCCGUCUCGCGGCUAGGAGGGAGCACGAACCUUCUAGGAGGGUGCUAGCCUACUAUGAUAGCGCCAAUGGCCAUCAGCCUUUGGCGGCAGAAGAAGAAGACCUUGAUGCCGAGAUGGAGCGGUUACUUGGGCAGAUCCGCGACCUUGACGGAAUGAGCCACUUUUUCCUCGCCCCAAGCCGCGAGGAGCUCCAGGAUGUCUCCAAAGAGGGAGCUGUCAUCAUGGUCUUCAACAGCGCCGUCUUCACUAAGUCCUUUGCAAUAAUAUCAACCCGAGGAUAUACAAAGGCUGUAGAACUGCCAGAGAUAACAACCGAGACGAUUCAGAGAAACUUGGACGUCCUGCGCCGAGUCCGGAAAUUGGCACAUGAACAGUAUUUCAAGAGAGGCCGCAGAUUGAUCCCCGUACUGGAAUGGCUCUGGACGGCUGCGGUAAAGCCAAUACUGCACUCCAUGGGGUGGCGCGCUCAUGCUGGCGACAGCUCGCAUCUCGUCAGUCACAGUGUAAAAGACCUGCCGAGGGUCUGGUGGAUCGGGGUCGGCUUGCUCGCACACUUCCCGUUCCACGCCGCGGGAUGCUAUGGCGGCGACACACCAGGAGAGUCUGCGAUGGAUGUCGUGAACUCAACCUACGUCCCGACUCUCAAGUCGCUCUUGUACGCACGAGAGAAGCGGGCGGCGCUUGCCGACACGGCCCACGCGAAGGUUUGUUUUGUUGCAAUGGAGACCACGCCGGGAUACCCGCGACUAGACGGCGUCGAAAACGAAGCACAGCUUAUUCAAGCGGCGUUUCCUGGCGACUGCGUCAGUCGCAUCACGCCUGUCACGACGCUGGUUCAUCCUACAGCUGCACAAGUCGCCGACCAUAUUGGACACUGCGACGUGCUCCACCUCGCGUGUCACGCCGAGUCCGAUCUGACUAACCCUUCACGUAGCCGCCUGAUCUUGGCCAGAACGGAUCCCGACGGCCGCGGCAUGGACCGGCCAGACGAGUUGUUUGUGGAGGACAUCAUGCGGAGGUCCUCGUCGGCAGGGGCUGCGGCCGGGAUUGCGUUCCUCCGGGCUUGCUACAGCGCUGACAACCCGGCAGUCGGGCUAUCGGACGAGGCCAUCCACCUGGCUUCGGCCUUUCACCUCGCUGGCUUCAACCACGUCCUCGCCACCCUGUGGAGCACGCGGAACGACUCGUGUAGAGCAGUAGCGGAGAAGUUCUACACGUAUCUUUUUCAAGGCGCCCAGGAGCCGACCCACAGAAGCGUAGCCGUGGCUUUUCAUCGCGCGGUGAACGACCUGAGAGAGGACAGUUGGACAAAUCCCCUCCUCUGGGCGUCCUUUGUACACGUUGGCGCUUGA